Drepanopeziza brunnea f. sp. 'multigermtubi' MB_m1 is the source of this 3723-nucleotide messenger RNA. RefSeq lists its product as uncharacterized. The record is from RefSeq and is a predicted model, not a curated record. NCBI's taxonomy places the organism in Eukaryota, Fungi, Ascomycota, Leotiomycetes, Helotiales, Drepanopezizaceae. Gene Ontology annotation, molecular function: ATP binding; ATP hydrolysis activity. Gene Ontology annotation, biological process: protein import into peroxisome matrix. Gene Ontology annotation, cellular component: peroxisome; cytosol; peroxisomal membrane.
AUGGCUCAUGAUCGAAGACGUGGUAGUCAGGCCACUUCGGCUGAAAUAUCUCUUAUCCAUCUCAAGAAUUGCUUCGUCAACCUUCCGUCGUCACUCUGUGCCCUUCUAGUCAAUGUAAACACUCUAGCUCAAAAUGUUAUUAUCGAACUCAACUAUCGGGCACCUCAACCUGCUGGCUCAGGCCAGACAGGCUCCCCCCCAACGAGAUCCAUAUUCGUGGGAUGGACGGGCAUGCAGAGCCAGCGGAAACUUGCCCCUAUCGUCAGUAGAGAUGGAAUAAGUGGUACAAGAGGGAGCACGUCUGGGAGAGAGCAGGAUGUGCCUUUGAUAGAGAUCGACGCUACAUUUGCUCGGGGUCUGGGGCUCUCAGAUGGCCAGAAGGUUACGGCCAGCAUACACCUUGAUCCGCCAGUCGCGCAUACGAUCAAUAUCGAGCCCUUGACUCCCGAAGACUGGGAGAUCAUAGAAUUACAUGCGAAUUUUCUAGAGCUCAAUGCUGUCUCCCAGUUGCGCGCUCUGCCCAACCCAAAUUAUACCCCCCCCAAUGGACCCAAGCCCCCACCACACCCCCUCACCCUCCAUCUUUCACCCACCUCGACUGCCAGCAUUAUUGUAACCUCUCUUGCACCCGAACCACCGGCAUCUUCGCCAUUUGCCAAAUUAUCUCCAGAUGCCGAAGUCAUUGUUGCUCCCAAGUCAAGGUCAAAACCAUUGCGAUCAUUUGGCGAGGCUCGUAGCGUCACGUCGAGGAAGAGCGCAGGUGCCAGAAGUGGUACAAGCACUGCAAGACGCAAAAGCGCUCGUGAGGAGGCUCGGCCCGCUAUAUUCUUUCGGGGCCUUGAUCGAAGUCUUUGCGGAGAGUGGUUCGACGAUAACAAGGAGUCGAAGGACCAAGGCCUGAAAAUCUGGGUUGACCGAGAUAUGCUGCUUUCCAAGGCAUUGAAGGGUAUCACGUGGGCCUGUGUGACUGUGGUAAAACCAGCAAGUUUGCAAACACCUAUUGGUCCUCAAAAGCAACAGCAGGAGACCGAUCGCUUAGGUGAAGCAGGAAAAGUAGCAACGAAAGUCGUUGCGAAGCUGGUCGCUUGGGACGAUCCACCAGACAGUCAACACGCUGCUCUUUCGUCUGCGCUGUGUGCUGCAAUGGCUGCUGAGAGGAUAGUGGGUGGUGUAGUUAAGUUGGAGCCUGCUCCCCAGCAAGUCUCAUUAAAAGAACUGUCACAACCUGCGUCAACACCUAACAGCCUCACGGUCAGGGUCUUUCCCUUUUCAACUAGUGCGGCGAAAUCUAGCGAAGGCCUGAAAUUCGGAGGCGAGUCGAAAACGGAACGCGAAGAGGCCAAUCGUCGAAUCAUGAAGAUGUAUAGCUCAGAAGGCUCUUCCGAUGCGUUACUAGAUGGUCCAAUAACUGAUGGGUUAAUUCUUGGAGCCCAUCAUACCAAUGAUCAAGUAUCUGGAUGGGAAGGUGGUAUAAUUCGAUUUGGUCAUCCACCUUCGGAGUCUGCAAAGAUCACUUGUAAUUGGUUCCUCGGCUCCGAACUGAAGUUCAAUAUUGAAGUUCAACCUGCAAUUCCGCGCCCGUCGUCAGUUUCGAGGAUAGUUGGCGAUCCUCUACAGUCGCAAGCUCCUGUCCUCGUAGGUAUCGACAAUCUCAUUGAUCAACUUCAAUCUCAUUUGUCGCAUAUGUCUUCUGUCCUUCUCACCGGAGCAUUGGGGUCUGGAAAAUCAAACCUAGCGCAACUACUUGCCCAUCGUCUACGAUCUGAGUAUCUCUUCCAUACAACUUACUUCUCCUGCCGCCAAAUGGUCACCGAUGAAACACGCAUCUCAACUAUUAAAGAAACCCUAACCAGGAUAUUCAUGGGUGCAGCAUGGGGUGCUCGACUGGGUGGCAAAUCUUUGGUAAUAUUGGAUGACCUAGACAGGUUGUGUCCUGCCGAAACAGAAUUGGAAGUGGGCAGUGAAAACGGUCGGAGCAGACAAAUAAGCGAAGGGGUAUGCACUGUUGCUACACAGUAUUGUGGCAGAGACAGUGGUGUUGUGUUGCUCGCAACAGCUCAAGCCAAAGAGUCUCUCCACAGUGUCAUCGUUGGCGGUCAUGUUGUUCGUGAGAUAGUCAGCCUGAAGGCUCCAAACAAAGAAGGCAGAAGGCGAGUCGUCGAAAUGGUUGUCAAGCAAAACGCGACCGAAACCAAGCACGAGCCACAGGCGCUACGAAGUAGUGGCAGUCGACCAACAACAGCUGAUGGCAGUGCUGGAGAAGACGAAGACGGUGGCUGGAUGGAUAGUUCCAGUGCAGCAAGUCGUCCCAAGUCAUCUGGGCAAUCUGAUGGCUUCAAUAUAUCACCCGACCUUGAUUUCUUAGAUCUGGCAGGUGAAACCGAUGGAUAUAUGCCCGGAGAUCUGGUUCUACUGGCUGCAAGAGCAAGAAGCGAAGCUUUGAUCCGCUCUGUAUCUCAGACCGCAAAGGCAACGGAUUCCUCAGGAGUCCAGCUCAGCCGGGAGGAUUUCGAUCGUGCAUUGAAAGGGUUCACACCUGCCUCUCUGCGCAAUGUCACUCUUCAGACCAGUACGACAACCUUUGCCUCAAUAGGUGGCCUGCACGAGACUCGAAAGAUCCUCCUCGAAACUCUUCAAUACCCAACAACUUACGCACCCAUUUUCGCACAAUGCCCUUUGCGAUUACGUUCCGGUCUGCUUCUUUACGGGUACCCAGGAUGCGGCAAGACCAUGCUCGCAUCUGCCGUGGCAGGCGAAUGCGGUCUGAACUUCAUCUCCGUCAAAGGUCCCGAAAUCCUCAACAAAUACAUUGGCGCCUCUGAAAAGUCGGUCCGAGACCUCUUCGACCGCGCAGAAGCCGCUCGUCCCUGCGUUCUUUUCUUUGACGAAUUUGACUCCAUCGCUCCCAAGAGAGGCCACGACUCCACCGGUGUGACUGACCGCGUAGUAAAUCAACUGCUUACCCAGAUGGACGGCGCAGAAGGUCUUUCCGGUGUCUACGUCCUCGCUGCCACUUCCCGUCCAGAUCUCAUCGACCCUGCCCUUCUGCGCCCAGGUCGCCUUGACAAAUCCCUCAUCUGCGAUCUUCCCAGUAGCGACGACCGGAUCGAUAUUCUGCGCGCCCUUGGCACGAAAUUGAUGCUCAGCGAAGAAGUUCUCGAUAGCCUUCCCGAAAUCGCAGAUCGCACUGAAGGAUACUCCGGUGCAGAUCUCCAAGCCUUAGUCUACAACGCCCAUUUGGACGCUAUCCACGACGUCCUUGGUGACCAGGGUCAUGCUGAAAUUUUAGGCAGCAAACGUACGAACAAGGCGACGGCGUCUGGGCCGAGAGAUUUUAUACAAUUCCUCUACGGCGAAGACGCGCACCGUCUCGAAGCCGAGGCUCGCGCGAAGGCCGGACACAAUAAAUCCAAGCUCCUCGCUGACCGGGCGGCCAUUUCGCUCAAGUUGGCGGAGAUCAAGAACGCGAAGCGGAGGGCGAAAAUUGGGAGGAGAGGAGAACCUGAUGAAAAGGGCGAGGCGAAGGAGGAGAAGGAGCAGCAGGAAGUAGUAAUUGAGUGGAAACAUGUGGAGAGUAGCUUAAAGAGCACUCGGGCCAGUAUCAGUGCGCAGGAGAGGGGUCGGCUGGAGAAGAUAUAUAGGGAGUUUGUAGUUGGGAGAAACGGGGAGAUGAAGAAUGGGGAGGGGGGGAGAGAGGUGGGGGGGCGGACCAGCUUGAUGUAG